Messenger RNA from Durusdinium trenchii, 1702 nucleotides. The record is from the annotation of a GenBank genome assembly. NCBI's taxonomy places the organism in Eukaryota, Dinophyceae, Suessiales, Symbiodiniaceae.
AUGAACCCAUCUUUCAGAACACGCAGCAGUUUGUGACGCAUGUGGCAGCACAAAUCACAGCUUCAGACCAUUUCCAUCGUAGUACUGGGAAGCCGAACCUUCGUUGGAGCCCACGCGAUAGUCGAAUCAUUCUUUUUAGGGAGGCCAGUUUGACAGUUGCUUCUUCUUCAUUGGACAAGUGGUCUUUUUCCCAUGCUGCGUCGACCAUUGCUGCCUUGCAAGGCUUGGUCGUCCCACUUCCGGUGCUUGAAGAACUCGAGGCUAGCGCCACGACUUGUCAGUGAGGUUGCGCGGGAGAGGCCCUUUGAAUUUGUCAAAGAAGAAGGUCGUGGUCUCAGCGCACGUGCCAAGAGGGACCUCUCGCUGGGAGAUGUCGUGCUAAUUGAACAGCCAGUGCUGGCAGUGGAAAACAAUGGUAAAGGUGACGAGUGGAAGGAAGACCUCCACAGUCGGUACGAGGCUCUGUCAGAGGAGAGGCAAAGCCAGGUGUGGAAUUUACAUGAUGCCUGUCUUCAAAAGCCGGAGAAGUCACUAGAAGGUAUUCUUUUCACCAACUGCAUUGGUCGCAACCUCCCAGUGAGGUUUGAUGCAGCCCUUUUCUUGGAGCUAAGUCGCUUCAACCACUCCUGCAGUCCAAAUCUGGAGCAGACCUGGAAUGCCGAUACCGGAGAGGUGCGACUGGUCGCUGCGGAGCCAGUAAAAGCAGGCGAAGAGCUUUGCACGCACUACGUUGAGCUGCGCCUGGACCGGGCAGAACGCCGGCAGAGGCUGCAUGAGAACUACGGCUUUUGGUGUGAAUGCCCAGCCUGUGCUCAGCCCAGCGAAGAAAGCGACAAACGAAGGACGGAGAUCAAACGUUUGGCGGAGUCGAUCGAAAAAGAUCGGCAAGAUCGGCUGAAGAACAUGGAGCGUGGCGAACGGUCCGUGAAGAGAGUUCUGAAGCUGUUAGACAAGGAAGGACUCCACCUGUUAAGCUGGCGAAAGACGCACUGCUUGGCAGGCAUGGAAUUUGCCCUCCGUCAAGGUGAUCUCGCAAAAAGUAUUCAAUGGGCUCGGAAGGGCCAUCAAUACGCAAGGCUAGCACAUGGUCCAGAUCACCGCGAUACGAAGAUGCUGCUUCAACUCAUGGAGGACCCCAGCAGCCAUCCCGACUUCCAGUUUCGUACGGAUGAGGUUCGGCACUUAAAGCACCAUCCAAGUGUUUGAUGCAGCAGUGCAGCUGUCCUAUUUUUGAAGGGCUGCUAUGGCUGCUGCAUUUCCGCAAGAAGAGAACAUGUACGAGAGGGAGAGGAACCGGUGGCCUUUCUUCAAAGUUCUUGGGCUUUACCUGUCACUCAUUUGUAUCAGCCAGCACCUGUAAAGUCCCAGAGUUUGUAGCAAACGAGGGCAACUCCUCUGGGAGGAAAGAGAGGCGGUCAGCAGACUAGACACACCAUCAGCUAGGGCUUUCGACUCUUUUUUCUUUGCUUGCCGGAUCUUGCAAACAUGUACGGCAAACCCCCUCAGAUGAAAGACUGGACAGCAUACGUUGUGGUGAUGAGCAUCGCUUUCGUUGUCUUCACUGUUCUUUAUAUUUGACACGAAAAAGGCGUUUGAUGAGAAAGCUCAAGCUUGCCUCAAUUCAAGCUCAGCCAGCUUCACUCGAACUGACAUUUGGCUCAGGGAGGCUUGCUGGCCACGCAUACUGUAGCGAUAUCAGCGG